This is a messenger RNA of Erythranthe guttata (spotted monkey flower), 2308 nucleotides long. RefSeq names its product putative polyamine oxidase 4. Gene Ontology annotation, cellular component: peroxisome. Lineage: Eukaryota; Viridiplantae; Streptophyta; Magnoliopsida; Lamiales; Phrymaceae. The record is from RefSeq and is a predicted model, not a curated record. Gene Ontology annotation, biological process: polyamine catabolic process. Gene Ontology annotation, molecular function: polyamine oxidase activity.
AAAAAUCCCGAAUUUACCCCUAGCCGAACAGAAAAAUAUCAUGCACAAACAACAAACCGCGUACCCCUACGUCUCCUCUUUAAGUUAAUCCGGACAACCAGCCUUUUUUCUUCUGCCUAACAAACAAAUUUCUAGAGAGAGAGAGAGAGACAGACGGUGGUAGAGAGAGAGAGAGAGAGAAAGUAGGGGGAGAGCCAAUCUAUGCAACCGAGGACGAAGAAUUCAUCGGUUGGUGUAAUUGAAUCUUCUGGUUGUUGCCGUGAAUGCAGCUCCUGCAAUUGUUGCUAUUAUGAUUAUUAUGAGCUUGUUUGACGAUAACCUCCGCUGCGCUUCCAGUCUCAGCCGCCUCAUUGCCGGACUUUUGCUUUUCCUCCUCUUUCAUUCUUCCCAAUUGAUUUCUAAUUUUCCGAUUCCUAUACACCCGUAAUUUUUCGUUUUUUUUUUUUUGAAAAAUUGUUGUUGGUAAGAUCAGAUUUGGUUCUCCAUCAAUUUUCAUUCCCAGUUAGGGUUCUCUGAAUUUGUUUGUGAGAGAGAGAGGUAGAGAUAGAGAGAGAGAUAGGUAUUUUCAGUUGUCGAUUAAUGGAAGUCAAAUAUGGCGACGAUUCGAUCUCCGGCGAGUUUUUUGAUGGCAUUUACGGCUCCCUUGUAGAGAGGCCACACAAUGCACUGCCUUCUGUCAUCGUCAUCGGUGGAGGAAUAUCAGGGAUUGCAGCUGCACGCAUGCUGCGUAAUGCAUCUUUUAAGGUGAUCGUGAUGGAGUCGCAAGAUAGAAUUGGUGGGCGCAUUCACACCGAUUACUCAUUUGGUUGCCCAGUUGACAUGGGAGCUUCCUGGUUGCAUGGUGUCUGCAAUGAGAAUCCUUUGUCUCACGUGAUACGUCGUUUGGGGCUCACGUUGUAUCGUACAAGUGGUGAUGACUCCAUUCUGUAUGACCACGACUUGGAAAGUUAUGCACUCUUUGACAUAAAUGGACAUCAAGUUCCCAAGAAAAUGGUUAUUGAAGUUGGAGUUGCAUUUCAGAAAAUCCUUGACGAGACGGAUAAAGUGAGGGAUGAACAAACCGACGACAUAUCUGUGAAGGAAGCAAUAUCAAUCGUGCUGGAUAGAUAUCCAGAUUUAAGACAAGAAGGCGUCGCAUGUGAAGUGUUGCAGUGGUACAUUUGUAGAAUGGAGGCUUGGUUUGCUGCUGAUGCAGACAUGAUAUCUCUGAAAGCGUGGGACCAGGAGAGAGUUCUUUCUGGUGGUCAUGGGCUUAUGGUGCAAGGGUACGAUCCAGUCAUAAAGGCCCUCUCAAGAGAUAUUGAUAUUCGCUUAAAUCACCGAGUUGUAAAAAUUGUGAACGGGUAUAAGAAGGUGGUAGUAACACUUGAAGAUGGGAGAAACUUCGUUGCAGAUGCUGCUAUUGUCACAGUGCCAUUGGGAAUUCUAAAAUCCAACUUGAUUGAGUUCGAGCCUAAGUUGCCAGAGUGGAAGCAGUCUGCAAUAUCAGAUCUUGGUGUGGGAAAUGAGAAUAAAAUUGCCUUAAAAUUUGAUAAUGUUUUUUGGCCAAAUGUGGAAUAUUUGGGCGUGGUUGCGAAAACGUCUUAUUCGUGUGGCUAUUUUCUUAAUCUCCACAAGGCUACAGGCAAUCCCGUCCUUGUCUAUAUGGCAGCUGGAGCACUUGCGGAUGACCUUGAGAAGCUAUCAGAUGAAGCUGCUGUCGGUUUUGUAAUGUCACAGCUUAAGCAAAUGUUUCCUGAUGCAACUAACCCUGUGCAGUACCUUGUAUCACAUUGGGGAACAGAUCCAAACAUUUUGGGAUGCUAUUCGUACGAUGCUGUGGGGAAUACAGAGGAUAUAUACGACAGGCUUCGUGCACCAGUGGGGAAUCUUUUCUUUGGAGGUGAAGCUGUAAGCGUUGAUCAUCAAGGAUCGGUACACGGCGCGUAUUCUGCUGGAAUAAUGGCUGCUGAAAACUGUCAAAUGCAUCUUAUGCAGAGGCUCGGGGGUCUGGAAAGAGUUUCUGUCGUUGCCUGUCGGGAGGAUCUUGUCGAGGCUAACGUUCCUCUUCAGAUAUCGAGAUUAUAAGUUAUUUGUAAUGCCAAGGAAAUAAAGAUAGUGCAACUUGGUUUUAGGACCGGCAAAUGUGUGAACAAAGUUUUCCUUUUUUUUUUUUUUUUUGCCUUUUCUUCAAGCAGUGUGGAAACUACAUUGUUCCUUUUAACUUUUGUUAGAAGUGAUGCUUUGGUAGUUGAUGAGUGGUAGCGCCUUUUUAAGAACUCAAUUACUACAAGCAGAACAAUGUUAUUGGUACUUUGUUUUCAGACCA